Hemisphaericaspora subhashii is the source of this 852-nucleotide messenger RNA. RefSeq names its product mitochondrial 37S ribosomal protein mS23. The transcript has a single exon. NCBI's taxonomy places the organism in Eukaryota, Fungi, Ascomycota, Pichiomycetes, Serinales, Debaryomycetaceae. Gene Ontology annotation, molecular function: structural constituent of ribosome. The record is from RefSeq and is a predicted model, not a curated record. The coding region runs from base 1 to 852 and encodes 283 amino acids. Gene Ontology annotation, cellular component: mitochondrial small ribosomal subunit.
AUGAAGUUCCAAACAAAGCCAGGUCGUGUUGUUGAAUUUGCUUCACAUUUUGUCAAAAAGAGAGUUUAUAAAGAAAACCCAUGUUGGAUAGAUGUUGUUGCUAAACAUCCACCAGAAAUCAAUCUCACCAAGGUUCCUCGUAAAUUCACUGAUAAAACCGAAUAUGUGGAUCCUGCAACUAUGUUAGAAAAUGAUGCUAUUAAUCCUAAGACAGGUAGUUUUAAAACCAGAGUUACUCGUCCGGAAAGGUCUAAUAAACAUAAAUAUACUCAUCGUGUUCCAAAAUUAGAGUUUUUAGAAGAUCAAUUAAGAGAUGUAUUUUAUCAUCAUCAUCCUUGGGAAUUGGCACGUCCAAAGACUUUAAUUGAAAACGGAAGAAUGAAUAAUAAUGGUAAUUGGUCGCGUUUGUUACAAUUGGGACAACCAUUGGAUGGAGAAUGUGUUGUUCAAAGAACUUUAUAUAUUUUAAAGAAUGAAGUUGAUAAGGAUGGAAAUAAAUAUAGUUUAUUUGAUGCUUAUGAUAAAGCAAGAUUUGAAUAUUAUAAAUUAAGAAUGCGAGAAGAAAUGGAAAGUCAUGUUGCAAGAGAAGAAUCUACCAUGUAUGGUGGUAUACAUGUUAAUUCAGUUAUGGAUGCCGGUCUUAAACAUGAACAAGAAGCUAUUGAUAGAUGGGCUGUAGUUGCUAAGAAGGAGACUGAUGCUGUGGAAGCUGGUAUGUCUUCAACUAAUGCUCCUCGUGGUAGUAUGGUUGAAGAAGAUAAACCUGCUUCUAUGUUUGAAGCAGUAUUAGGAAGUUCCUUUGUUGAAGGUACUCCAUUAGAAAAUGCACCAAAAAAGCCUGAAAGUAAAUAA